AUGGCGGGUCGAAUUCGUGUGCUGACCGUGGUCGCAGCCGUGGCGAUCGUGGUGAUUCUCUACUAUCUGGGUCGACCGCUGUACUGGGAGCUAGAGGCGCGACUGCAGGAGUACCGAGAGGGCUUCUCGGACGCGACUGCCGUGCAGGGAGGAGCUAUUCGGCCCGUCGGCAACGCGCGAGGUGCGGCACGGGAUUUCGAGCUUGCUGGGAUGUCCCACCUUUUGAACUCCCACCCCGUCUGUAGUAGUCUCACCUUCAGUCUUACCCCCUCUUUCCAACCCUCUCUAGUCACGCAUCCUUUUUCCUCUACCCCUCUCAACUCUCCUUUCCUGCUUAGCACCCUCUCUCUGCUCGUCCCCUUCACCUAUCCCAGGCUACAUCCAGCAACACUGCAGGGUCUGUCCAAGGAAGCGUCAAUCGCGCUCAUGGCUCUGGACGUCGUUGACCUUGACAAGCUGGAGGCAGCGGCACUGCAGGGUCUGCCCAAGGAAGCGUCAAUCGCGCUCAUGGCUCUUGACCUUGUUGACCCUGACAGUGCCCACCCUCUCUUGUCACACUUAUCCUCUAGUCCUACACUCACCCUCGCUCUCUCCUCUUCUCUCCUCUCCUCUCCUCUCCUCUCCAUUCCUCCCCUGUCCAUGCAUGCAGGACUAGAAGCAGCGGCACUGCAGGGUCUGCCCAAGGAAGCGUCAGUCGCGCUCAUGGCUCUUGACCUCGUUGACCCUGAUGCUGCCACGCCAGCCAACCCCGCUGCAGCUGAAAAAGCACCAGCAGGAUCAGCUGCAGCAGCAGAAUCAGCUGGAGCGACAGAAUCAGGAGAGGCAAGGGAGGCAGGAGUAGCAGACGACGAGGUAGGGGCAACAGAAGAGGUAGGAGACGACGAGGUAGGAGCAGCAGGGGCUGUCGGGGCUGCCGGGGCAGCAGGGGCAGGAGGGGCAGGGGGCAAGCAGGAAAGCUCAGGUACGGCAGGAACAUCCCUGGAUCUCCCAUCAGAUGCUCAAGCAGCAGCGGCUACUGGAGCCGCAGCUGCAGGAGCCGCCCCCUCAAAUUCACCCCCUGCAGGCGCAUCUGGGGCAGGUGGCACUGCAGGCGUAGGUGCAUCUGGCGAGGGGCAGUUUGCAACGGGCGUGCGCCCCAUCCUGCACGAGGGGAGGCCGCCCCUACUGCCCGCCCUGAAGCGGGAGAUCUGGGAGAAGCCUCCCCCAGGCAGCGCCGUCCCUGCCAGGGGCGAGUUCGCCCUUCGCAGGGAGAUGGUGGAGCACCGGCAGCGGGGCAACGUGGUGGUGGUGACGUUUGCUAACUUCGCGUUUCUCGACUUUGUGCUCAACUGGGUGCGGCACCUGACUGACUUGGGCGUAUACAACAUCCUUGUGGGUGAGUGA
This is a messenger RNA of Closterium sp. Yama58-4, 1383 nucleotides long. NCBI's taxonomy places the organism in Eukaryota, Viridiplantae, Streptophyta, Zygnematophyceae, Desmidiales, Closteriaceae. The record is from the annotation of a GenBank genome assembly.